GGCUUGAAACCAGAAACCCUUGCGUCGAGCCAGGAUUUGAGAAACUUCUCUCACCUCAAUGCUGAGGUUGACGCUGACGCAAAGCACGCCACAGAGCGUAAUAUGAGCAUCGAGCCCUCGGCCGGCCAUUAUGAUCCAACUCGCGCCAUUUCAAGCGGACAUAUCCCACGUCUUGUAUAACUGUUACACUUUGUGUUCUCAAAUCGUCAAUGCCGGUCCAACCGAGUACACAGCACAGGCCAAAAACGUGGACGAUGUUUGCCACCCGCGCUCCGAACUCCCACUUCUUAGCGUGGCAUGUUCGUCAAACUUACGAAACCCGUUCCCCCGGUGUGGAUCUCAUAGGGUAAUGGUUGCAAAUACUCUCUUCAUCUUGACUGCGAAUUUUAAAUUUGAGUUCAGUAGUUUCUGUCCACGCUUGGUACCACACCGCUAUUCUCGUCUUAUUCCGCAAAAUGGCGAAAUCCUGCGACGUCGUCACGACAGGCUGCGUACGAUUUCUUGGUUUGCUUCUAAUGGCGCAUUUCACUACCACUUCUUUUCGGCUAAAGCCCUGCUCGAAGAGGCUACCCUACCGGGAGCAGCCGUGGGGAGACGAAUGGGCAUCGAUCAUCUCCUGAAGUGGAAUCGACGGUUCCUGUGCGAUUUGCUUUUUGUUGAUGUUGACUGUGUGACAGUGGGUUAGUAACUUUAUCAUUCCGCUGAACAGAUUCGCCAUUGCUACAUUAUCCACGUGCCAAUUUAAUAGGAUAAUGAUGUUCGAACCAAAGAUGGUGGGUUGACGGCAAGUUGAGUUGGCUUGAGUACAAGGGCUUGCUUUGCAAGAAUAGCGAGUUGUACAUAGGCCAGGCCUAACGUGUAAGAUCUCGAAGUUAUCACGCUUACGUCGUCCCUCUU
Cucurbitaria berberidis CBS 394.84 is the source of this 897-nucleotide messenger RNA. RefSeq lists its product as uncharacterized. The coding region runs from base 131 to 685 and encodes 184 amino acids. The record is from RefSeq and is a predicted model, not a curated record. NCBI's taxonomy places the organism in Eukaryota, Fungi, Ascomycota, Dothideomycetes, Pleosporales, Cucurbitariaceae. The transcript has a single exon.